Molecule: messenger RNA, 3179 nt
Organism: Diceros bicornis minor
Lineage: Eukaryota; Metazoa; Chordata; Mammalia; Perissodactyla; Rhinocerotidae
Gene: RAB33B
Product: RAB33B, member RAS oncogene family
Exons: 3
Coding region: 99-788 (229 amino acids)
Biological process (GO): Rab protein signal transduction
Cellular component (GO): endosome; Golgi apparatus
Molecular function (GO): GTP binding; GTPase activity
Source: RefSeq, a predicted model, not a curated record
GCCAGGGUGCCGGGCCUGGGGCGCUCUGCUUGGCCGCUUGGCAGGCUGGCCUUCCGCGCCGCCGUUAAACCCCCGACAGUUUGGGGCGGGUCAGGAGAAUGGCCUCGGAGAUGGAGUCCUCGCUGGAGGCGAGCUUUUCGUCCAGCGGUGCGGUGUCAGGAGCUUCCGUGUUUCUGCCUCCGGCUCGCUCCCGCAUCUUCAAGAUAAUCGUGAUCGGCGACUCCAAUGUGGGCAAGACAUGCCUGACCUACCGCUUCUGCGCCGGCCGCUUCCCGGACCGUACCGAGGCUACUAUCGGGGUGGAUUUCCGAGAACGAGCGGUGGAGAUUGAUGGGGAGCGCAUCAAGAUCCAGUUAUGGGACACGGCAGGACAAGAACGAUUCAGAAAGAGCAUGGUACAACACUACUACAGAAACGUACAUGCCGUUGUCUUCGUGUAUGAUAUGACCAACAUGGCUAGUUUUCAUAGCCUGCCAUCUUGGAUAGAAGAAUGCAAACAACAUUUGCUAGCCAAUGAUAUACCACGGAUUCUUGUUGGAAAUAAAUGUGACUUGAGAAGUGCCAUUCAAGUACCUACAGACUUGGCACAAAAAUUUGCAGAUACACACAGUAUGCCUUUGUUUGAAACCUCUGCUAAGAACCCCAAUGAUAAUGACCAUGUGGAAGCUAUAUUUAUGACCUUGGCUCAUAAGCUUAAGAGCCACAAACCAUUAAUGCUUAGUCAACCCCCUGAUAAUGGAAUUAUCCUGAAGCCUGAACCAAAGCCUGCAAUGACGUGCUGGUGCUAAAUAACAGUCUUUAUUGUAGUAUCUAAUUUUGACUAAAGAAAUACUGUUGAAGUAUGACAGUGAUAAGUCAUAAGAUUUAAUUUCAAAUGUAAUGGAUCAUCCUGACACUGUACUUUUUAUCAUUGUCAUGCUUACUUUUGUAUUUUGUAUCUACUUAAUCAAGUUUGUCAUUGUGACAACACAAGGGAAAAGUUGGUUGUCAGGAGAGGUUGAAAUGAAGCAAAGGUAGGAUGAAUCAGAACAUCUUUCCAUUGAGAGCCCAGAGGAGGAGGCUUUGAAUGAGAGCGUGAUGGGAUUUUAAGUCAGUGACUGUUCAAUCCUCUGUUCCUGGGAUUGAAAAAAAAUAUUAAGGGUUUAGUACACACUUACUGGUAUGUCCUUUGAAUGGGAAGUAUUCUCGAUAGGCUAAAAGCUGGUAUUUGCCUUUCCCUAGAGUUCUGUCUUUGUAUUAUUAAUGUAUUUAAUUGCAUUAUUAUUGGUACAUUUUAGAGCCAAGACUUAAGUUCCAGUGAGAGGAGAAGACAUAGAAUGGUUUCUGGUAUAAAAGUCAUAAUGAAUGACUUUUCCAACGGUUCUGGAUGCUUGUUCUAAUCAAUAUCAAUCAGGUCUACAAAAGUCAUUGUUAUUUUUAAAAGAGUAAUUGAAUUGUUUUCUUAAUAAAUUCUAUUAAAAUAUGCAAAAAUAAGUCAAAUUUUAAUGUAAAUGAAGUGACAUAAUAAGGUGCUUUGUAUUUUAUUUUGGUAUCUUUAAACAGUGAAAAACUAAUUGGAAGCAUUUGAGGAAUUGUAACUUGGGGGGAAAAUAGGUAAACAUGGUUCCUGGCUACCACGGGACACCUAUUGUUAGCUUUUAGUAGUUUCAAACUGUGUAUCUGGCAUAGUAUCUCUUGCUCUCCCCGACCGACCGCUAACCAAAUUAAUGACUAAAGGCUGAAUUAACAAAUCAACUUCCAUUUGGAUUGUAGCUCCGAGGGCAUCCCUCUAAUUGCUAUGAAUCUACAUAUAUUCCUGUAAUAGUAUUGUGUUACAGUACAUCAAUUUAAAAAAUCUUUAAAUUUGGUGGUCACAACAAGCCAUUCCUCCUCAGUAUGAAAGAUAAAUUAGAUAUUGAAAAAUAUCUUGUCUAUCCCUCGGUGGAGAGAAUAUUUCAGAAAGUUUUUUACCCUAAAUACUUUUAUUUUGAAUUUAAGACUUUGCACAUAGAAAAUAGUGAGCUUGUAUAUGAAGUUAUUACAUGAAUGGAAUGUAAGCCAUGAACUUUAACUGAAGUGUGCACAUUCACUAAUUCUGAUAGAUUCCUGUCCUUGAUAAUUUUAGAGGAAAUUAAGCCAAAAGAUGAUUGUACUUAAAAUAUUUUCAGAAUGUGGGAAACCAAUUACAUAUGUAAUCUAAUCUAGUGUAGAAUUUUUGUUUAAUCAUUUUGGUGGUCAUAACUGGAUAAUUUAAUUAUAAAAACAAGAUAAUUCUGUUAAAUGAACUAACUGAAAGUAAUAAUUAUAGGAAAUAAUGAUUCAGUUUUAAAUAUUAGAGCUUAAGGAAAAACAAGUUGGCUUUAUUUGUGUUUAGGGAAAUUAAUCCAUUUUUCUUAUCAUGUUAGAAUUAAAAAUUGUUUGACUUUAAAUGUUGAUUUGUAACUAUUUUUAUAGUAAAACGACAGCUGUAAUAAUUGUGAUGAGCGUAACAGUUUCUGUAAAGAAGGGAAUCUGUUUAUUACUUUUCAAAACAUUUUCUAAACUGUGGGAAGAAAGUUUACAGACUUUCCAAGCACAUUUAUGGUUUUUCAGUGCUGUUAAUAAUGGUUUCCAAAAAAACAGCAAUUUAACUUUAUUUCUUUUUGUAAGAAGUUAGUAGUAAGUAUCUUUUACAGUUCUGUGAAAGGACUUAUUUUUUCACUUUAAUAUUUAUUAAUUUUAAAAUAUUUGUAUCUCAUUUGUAAUGAUUUAUUGUUUUAAAUUUUUAUAUGUGUGUUUUCAUUUUUAAAAAGAACAUACUUAUCAGUUGAAUGGGGAUAAAGCUUUUAGAUAUUUUCCAAAAUAUAUAUAAAACACUUCAUUGACUGUUGAGAAAUCACUUCGAAAAUGGUGGCUAUCAAGCAACAAAUUGUUAAUUUUUAAAGCACAAGUCACACAUUUUGUAACUCCUGUGUAAAUUUGUUUUAACUGUGACCUUUAAUUAAAAACAUCAGGUAUGUUUUGGAAAAGUCUUAAUUUGAGAACACCAAAGGAAGGUAAUCCAGAAUCUAAGGUAGAUUGCUUUUAAUGACAAUGCUUUAUUGACAGUAUAUUGCUAAUACAUUUCCUCAUGAAAUCUAAACUAAAGUUAAAUAAUUUUGUUGUGGAAUAGCGUCACUGUAACAUUUCCCUUCUAAAGUUCAAUAAACCAGCUUUGCCAU